CCCGCCAUUGGGCCUUGCACUGAUGAGUUGUGCUCCGACACACGUCAUAGCUCAAUUCACUCCGUGCCGUAUAAGAAGAGGGGCCUCGCUCACUUGCGAGUUGUGCGCAAGCAACCCUCAUCUGAACCACUUCUUGCUUUUCAAACAGAAAGUCUGUCACCAGAGGUAAGUUCUAGAAAGAGCCACUCCGAAGAUCAACAUCAGCAUGUCUUCCCAAGGCCUGCCUCACACAAACGACGGAGCUGGAACCUCUCCGAUCUCUUCUCGUCCGCGCCGUAUCAUGAGCGAAGAGGUGGCAGAAGCUCUCGGCGCCUUUACCAUCAUUCUCUUUGGCGCUGGCUCUCAGUGCCAGGUGCAACUUUACCCUUCAGCUGGUGGCUAUAUCGUAAACGUCUUGGGUUGGGCAGUGGGUGUGAGUUUAGGCGCCUACAUUGCCGGCGGCAUUUCUGGAGGUCAUAUCAACCCAGCCGUCACCAUUGCCAUGGCCGUCUUUCGCGGCUUUCCCUGGUCCAAGGUCCCUCGCUACAUCAUCGCUCAGACGAUCGGCUGCAUGCUCGCGGCACUGCUCGUCCACCUCAACUACUCGCAAGCCAUCAGUGCCCUCGCCGACCACCAAGAGGGCAGCAGUAGCGGCAGUGGCGGCGCUCUCCUCGCCAAGACAGCAUGGUCUGCGGUCGGCAAGCAUUCGGCCGCUGGCAAUUUUAUCAGCAUCCCUCAUCCUUCCGUCUCGAGCUUCACGGCCUGGUUCGAUGAGUUCCUGGGCACAGCAACGCUCGUCGGCUUCAUCUUUGUCUUUACCGACAGCAACCUCAACCCGGGCAGCAACCUGCCCUUUGCCCUCUUCCUCCUCGUCGCUGGCAUCGCUGUGUCCCUCGGUGCUCAGACGGGCUUUGCCAUCAACCCAGCUCGCGAUCUCGGCCCGCGCAUCGCUCUGUCGUUCCUCGGCUAUGGAUCCGAGCUCUGGAGUCACAAUAGCGCCUAUUGGCUCUGGGGCAUCUGGCUUUCAACGAUUCCCGGCGGCCUUGUCGGUGCAUUCGUUGCCGACUCACUCCUCUACACGGGCACCGACAGCCUCUUCAGCCCGAGGGUAACCCUCUAGGUACAGAAAUGAACGAUGGCAGAGCCAUCUCGUAUGUGGAAAAUCUUCCACGUCCCCAGUGUUGAGCCACUUCACACCACUCUCCCCCAAUCCACACCCUUUUCCCCAGUUUCGGUAUCACCAAGUUCCCCACACAUCCAAGUUCUCUUUCUUCUCCUCGUUCUCCUCCUCAUCGUCGUCCAGUGGUGGGAAUGGCAGGUC
This is a messenger RNA of Acaromyces ingoldii, 1300 nucleotides long. RefSeq names its product aquaporin-like protein. The transcript is spliced from 8 exons. Gene Ontology annotation, molecular function: water channel activity; glycerol channel activity. Gene Ontology annotation, biological process: water transport; glycerol transmembrane transport. The coding region runs from base 206 to 1099 and encodes 297 amino acids. Gene Ontology annotation, cellular component: plasma membrane. The record is from RefSeq and is a predicted model, not a curated record. Lineage: Eukaryota; Fungi; Basidiomycota; Exobasidiomycetes; Exobasidiales; Cryptobasidiaceae.